CCUCCCGAAUCCCGCGCGCGCGCGCGCCGGCCCCCUCCUCGCAGUGGUUUGUCCUGCAGCUCCCCUGGGCUGAGCGGCCAGUCUUGCGGCCCGGCGCGCCACCGCUUAGCCGCUAUCCUCCGGGUGGCCCCCGCGCGCGGCGCUUAGUCGGCCGGCGAGAGGUGAGGCGAGCGGAGGCUCCUGCGGCACUCGGCGCCCCCCGCCGCGCCGGCCCGCCAGAGUCCCGGAGCCCAGACAAAAGAAGCCGCGGGCGCAGGAAGGCACGAGCAGCGGCGGCGCAGGGCGAUGGCCGCGCGAGGAGGCCGGGCGCUGCUGGCGCUGUGCGGGGCACUGGUCGCCUGCGGGUGGCUGCUGGGCGCCGGAGCCCAGGAGCCCGGGGCGCCCGCGGCGGGCAUGAGGCGGCGCCGGCGGCUGCAGCAGGAGGACGGCAUCUCCUUCGAGUACCACCGUUACCCCGAGCUGCGCGAGGCGCUGGUGUCCGUGUGGCUGCAGUGCACCGCCAUCAGCAGGAUCUACACGGUGGGGCGCAGCUUCGAGGGCCGGGAGCUCCUGGUCAUCGAGCUGUCCGACAACCCCGGUGUCCAUGAGCCUGGUGAGCCUGAAUUUAAAUACAUUGGGAAUAUGCAUGGCAAUGAGGCUGUUGGACGGGAACUGCUCAUUUUUCUGGCCCAAUACCUGUGCAACGAGUACCAAAAGGGCAAUGAGACAAUUGUGAAGCUGAUCCACAGCACUCGUAUCCACAUCAUGCCUUCCCUCAACCCGGACGGCUUUGAGAAGGCUGCCUCUCAGCCUGGUGAACUCAAGGACUGGUUUGUGGGUCGCAGCAAUGCCCAAGGAAUAGAUCUGAAUCGGAACUUUCCAGACCUGGAUAGGAUAGUUUAUGUUAAUGAGAAAGAAGGUGGUCCAAAUAAUCAUCUGUUGAAAAAUCUGAAGAAGAUUGUGGAUCAAAACACAAAGCUCGCUCCUGAGACCAAGGCCGUUAUUCACUGGAUUAUGGAUAUUCCUUUUGUGCUCUCGGCCAAUCUCCACGGAGGAGACCUUGUGGCCAAUUACCCCUAUGACGAGACGAGGACUGGUAGUGCUCAUGAAUAUAGCUCCUGCCCAGAUGAUGCCAUUUUCCAAAGCUUGGCUCGGGCAUACUCCUCUUUUAACCCACCCAUGUCUGACCCCAAUCGGCCACCGUGUCGCAAGAACGAUGAUGACAGCAGCUUCAUAGAUGGAACAACCAAUGGUGCUGCUUGGUACAGUGUUCCUGGCGGAAUGCAAGACUUCAAUUACCUCAGCAGCAACUGUUUCGAGAUCACCGUGGAGCUUAGCUGUGAAAAGUUUCCACCUGAAGAGACUCUGAAGAGCUACUGGGAGGAUAACAAAAACUCCCUUAUUAGCUACCUCGAGCAGAUACACCGAGGAGUUAAAGGCUUUGUCCGAGACCUUCAAGGGAACCCGAUUGCCAACGCCACUAUCUCCGUGGAAGGAAUUGACCAUGAUGUUACAUCCGCGAAGGAUGGUGAUUACUGGAGAUUGCUUGUACCUGGGAACUAUAAACUCACAGCCUCUGCUCCGGGGUAUCUGGCAAUAACAAAGAAAGUAGCAAUUCCUUAUAGCCCUGCUGUUGGGGUUGAUUUUGAACUGGAGUCAUUUUCUGAAAGGAAAGAAGAGGAAAAGGAAGAAUUGAUGGAAUGGUGGAAAAUGAUGUCAGAAACUUUAAAUUUUUAAAGGAGGCUUCUAACUAGCUGCUUUUAAUCAUUAUCUAUACAAUAUAGUAUGAUGUAACGUGACCAUUUUCUUUUAGAUUUUGUGCAGUAUUUAACACUGAUUUAUUUUGUAAUCAUUUCAAUAUUAAUAGACACUACUUAAACUAAAUAACUAGACUUUUAGGUGAAAAUAUAAGAACUUGAUCUGUUUCUUCUCAUAUAGCAUUCAUUUUCCUACAUAUAUUACAAGGAGGACUGUAGCAAAUGUUUAAGCGAUCUUGCUAUUUUAGACUUAAAUGCAAUAUUCCACGUGUUAUUUACAAUACGGAAACUUUUUGAUUAACUCUAGCUUUUCAAAAUUAAUGAAGUGCUUUCAUUGUCAUUGGUGACGAUGCCACAUAGUGAAUGCUGCUGAAAAGGUCAAGGGCUAUAGCAUGGAGUGGUGGGCACUAUACCGCACGAUUUCAAUAGUUCAGUAUAAAUUGUCAUUUGUCUCGUGCUGACUAGCUAUAUAAACAUGAUCAUGUUAAUGCAUUUUUUGGAUGGGAAGGAAAUGAAAAUGUUUAGGAAGAGGUCUUAUGAUGAGAAUGGAAAUCGACUUCUUGCUUGUACAUAAGGGGCUAUACUGUUAUAUUCAACCUGUUAACGCCACUUAAAAGCUUAAGGGUUUUCUCUUGGUUGUUGAUUGGUCUAGAAUUGCAUUCUGAAUGAAUAAAGGUAAAAA
Lutra lutra (Eurasian river otter) is the source of this 2418-nucleotide messenger RNA. It is a transcript of the gene CPE, whose product is annotated as carboxypeptidase E. Lineage: Eukaryota; Metazoa; Chordata; Mammalia; Carnivora; Mustelidae. The record is from RefSeq and is a predicted model, not a curated record. Gene Ontology annotation, biological process: proteolysis. The transcript has 9 exons. Gene Ontology annotation, molecular function: metallocarboxypeptidase activity; zinc ion binding. The coding region runs from base 286 to 1716 and encodes 476 amino acids.